AUGGCCGCCUCAGACUUCAAGCCGUCGCCCUUUCUGGAGGCCGGAGCUGCCGCUUCUAUCGGCUCACUAGCAAUUUUACAUUUGAAACGCGAUCAACUCAUCCCUGUCGUCCUCAAGUCGACCGCCGACGAUGGCUACGCAGAGGGCGCUGUCACCAAUACCCGCUUUGGCUCAUUCCCACACUCGACCUUGAAAGAUAUUCCAUGGGGUACACAAGUCCGCGCCUCAAAGGUCGACACUGGUUCAAGAGGUCGUGGUGGCGUUAAGCGCAAGAUCGACGACACAGAACCCAAGGAGGCCAUCCAGGCUGGCACAGGCUUCGUGCACUUACUACCACCCACCCCCGAGAGCUGGACCAUAAGUCUGCCCCAUCGUACCCAGGUCGUCUACACUCCCGACGCCAGUUAUAUCCUGCAAAGACUCCAAGUUCGUCCUGGUCAAACCAUCAUCGAAGCUGGCGCUGGUUCAGGCUCGUUCACGCACGCCUCAGCACGCGCCGUCUUCAACGGCUACCCUUCGCAAACCUCGUCAGAGCCUUCGCCGAAGAAGCGUCGUUAUGGCCGCGUCUGCAGUUUCGAGUACCAUGAACCGCGUGCCAUUGGUCUGCAGGACGAAGUUCGUGCUCAUGGCCUUGAUGACCUCGUCCGCGUGACACAUCGCGAUGUAUACACUGAUGGCUUCCUCCUCGACGAACAAGAUCCCAUGAACAAGUCUCCCAAAGCCGACGCAAUUUUCCUCGAUCUCCCUGCUCCUUGGAUGGCACUUAAGAAUCUAACCCGUCAACGUCUCCCAGCUCGUACCGCCAAAAUCAUCGCCAACUCUGCUUCUUCAGACUCUGCCGAUAUUAAUGCUCCUUCAGAAACAGAAACACCUUCAGAAGAGCCUACCGAACCUUUCAUCUCUCCUCUCAACCCCAAUGUCCCUAUUCACCUUUGCACUUUCAGUCCCUGCAUUGAGCAGGUUACUGCCACAGUGGCUGCCUUGCGCCGUCUUGGCUGGACAGAAAUACAGAUGGUCGAAGUCAUGCAAAAACGCAUCGAUGUGCGACGAGAACGCGUCGGUCUACAUGAAGAAGGUCUACGCGGUGUAAAUGCUACAGCCGCAACUGUAGACGAAGCCGUGAACCGCUUGCGCGAAGUCGAGGGCCGAUUCAAGGAAUGGCACGAAGCUGUCAAGGAGGCUGAUGUAGUGGCCGAAGCCAACGGACAACCUAAACCUCGUCCCAGCAACAAGGACCACCCGGCGAGCCAUUUUGAGAGCAAGCAAGCAAGACUCGAACGUAUCAAGAAAGAGGCUGAAGAGAGAAAGACAUACAAGGAAGGAAGACUGGUGCACAGAACCGAGCCUGAGAUCAAGACGCAUACAAGUUAUUUGGUCUUUGCAGUCCUACCACGGGAAUGGAAUGAAGAGCAAGAGGAGAGGCUGAGGAAGAAAUGGGGUACGGAAGGCCAAGUCUCGACGGAAGAUACCAGCAAGAAAGGAAACAAGAAGAGCAAGAAGACGUAG
Molecule: messenger RNA, 1506 nt
Organism: Aureobasidium melanogenum CBS 110374
Lineage: Eukaryota; Fungi; Ascomycota; Dothideomycetes; Dothideales; Saccotheciaceae
Product: putative tRNA methyltransferase subunit GCD14
Exons: 1
Coding region: 1-1506 (501 amino acids)
Biological process (GO): tRNA methylation
Cellular component (GO): tRNA (m1A) methyltransferase complex; nucleus
Source: RefSeq, a predicted model, not a curated record